Pneumocystis jirovecii RU7 is the source of this 1050-nucleotide messenger RNA. RefSeq lists its product as uncharacterized. Gene Ontology annotation, molecular function: phosphatidylinositol-4-phosphate binding. Gene Ontology annotation, cellular component: cytosol; trans-Golgi network; Golgi cisterna. The record is from RefSeq and is a predicted model, not a curated record. The transcript has 4 exons. NCBI's taxonomy places the organism in Eukaryota, Fungi, Ascomycota, Pneumocystomycetes, Pneumocystales, Pneumocystaceae. Gene Ontology annotation, biological process: retrograde vesicle-mediated transport, Golgi to endoplasmic reticulum; Golgi to plasma membrane protein transport; Golgi vesicle budding. Bases 1 to 1050 code for a protein of 349 amino acids.
AUGUCUUCUGGGCUUUCCCGUCGCCGUGUUGGCAACUCUAAUUUAAAUGGAUCAGUUGAAACAUCACAAUUUUCUAAUUAUCAAGAAAAGAAUCUAAAUAGUGCAUCUCAAGGAUUAGAAUAUCAUAAUUUUGAUAAAGUAGAUCAUAAGGUUGUAUGUGAUCCCUUGGAUAUUAUGGAAGAUCAAGAAAGAAGUAAACAGCCGUGUCUUACGUUGAUGGAGGAGGUAUUGCUAUUAGGUUUAAAAGAUAAGCAGGGUUACUUGCCUUUCUGGAAUGAUAGUAUUUCGUAUAUUCUUCGGGGAUGUAUUAUUCUGGAGUUAGCAUUUAGAGGACGUAUUCAAAUGUGCCGUGACUCACUCAGAAGACGUUAUCCUUUAUCAGAAUGCUUGAUAGAAGUGGUGAAUGAUAAAGUAACGGGAGAGGUUUUGUUAGAUGAGACUCUUAAAAUGAUGAAAACAAGUGAAAAGAUGACAAUUAGUUCUUGGGUGAAUCUUAUGAGUGGUGAAACGUGGAAUUUUAUGAAGAUUGGAUAUCAAUUAAAACAAGUUCGUGAGCGUUUAGCGAAAGGCUUAGUUGAUAAAGGGAUUCUUCGUACUGAGAAACGGAAUUUUUUAUUAUUUGAUAUGACAACACAUCCUAUAUCGAAUAAUAUGGUUAAAGAUGAUAUCCGUAAUCGUUUAAUAGUUAUGCUUACGGCUCCUACAAUCGUUUUACCUAAUAGUGUGUUUUUCCCCGAAACGAUCCCAAUGAAACAUCUUCGUGUUAUUUCUUUAGUUUGUGCUGCUUAUGCUGCAAAUGUUUUAGAAAAUGUUUUUUCAUUUUCUGACUAUGAGAUUCGAGAACGUGCUUUUAAUCGUGUUGAUGAAUUUUUUAGGGAUUUCUCUCAAUGGCCUUUUACAAUUAAAUACAGUAGUAAUAUUGGCUGUAUGAACUCCAGUUUAGCAAAUGUUGUAGCAGAAGAAAUAUGUGGAGGGAAAGAUAAAGAAUUACAACUCGAGGUAGUUGCUGCUGUUCUUCAAAUAUUCACUCGUUUCGAUUGUAUAUUGUAA